Messenger RNA from Daldinia caldariorum, 1962 nucleotides. Its product is annotated as WD40 repeat-like protein. NCBI's taxonomy places the organism in Eukaryota, Fungi, Ascomycota, Sordariomycetes, Xylariales, Hypoxylaceae. The coding region runs from base 1 to 1962 and encodes 653 amino acids. The record is from RefSeq and is a predicted model, not a curated record. The transcript has 2 exons. Gene Ontology annotation, molecular function: protein binding.
AUGCUCCACGAUCCCUCGCCAUUGAGCGCAAGGUCGUACUCCCACGAUACUGGUAUCGAACCAGGCAUUGACGAAGAAUCUACGACUCCGACAAGUGCAAACCCAUUUCGUAAGAGCCGUCAUGGAAGCGUUUCCGGGGAAAUGAUUAAGGGCAAAAUCAGACGUGCAUCCCUAUCCAUAAAGGGUAUCGUUCGUCGCGAACGCAGAGUCUCGGAAUCAGCUGCGGCGAGCCACGAAACGCGUCCUACCACUUCGCACUCGACUUGGCAUAAAUUGAGGCAAGCUACCAGUUUCCGACACUCGCGUACUUCAUAUGGCGGUCCUGGCACCCUAGAGACUAUCUAUUCCCCUCUUCAAGCCGACUUUCCUAAUCGUCCUGUUCCUGGAAAUGGCCUCGAACCCCCCAUCAUUCCAUGGCAUACCGGUGCAGCAGCCAAGGCGGCAGCAGCUCUGCAAAACGAGUCUCUCGGUCACGCUCGAUAUUACCAAGAAUUGGUUUCCCUCGCCGAGUCGCAAAAUGACCGCGAAAGCGGCAUUGGAAUUACCUUCACUACGUCUAUGUCUCAACUUAAUAUACAAAUCGAGGAGAGCGCGCCCAUAAUUAGAAAGGAUUUCGUAGCUCAGCUUCCCCCGGAAUUAGCUGUGCAAAUUUUGUCUCAUUUAGAUGCUGCCCAGCUGGCAGUCGCAAGCAGAGUUUCUAAGCUUUGGCAUAAGAUGGCACAGGAUCAGCAUAUCUGGCGACAGUCCUUCCUUAGAGAAAAGACGGGCACAUACGCCACUGGUCGCCCUGUCCAACCUGGAUCUGGCUUUGGUGUGCCCUCGCUUCGCUCCCAGAGAGAUUGGCAGAAGAUAUACAAAGCACGAGAAGAGUUAGAUGGGCGGUGGAAAUUAGGAAAGCAAGCACGUGCGGUCUUUUUGAAUGGGCAUACAGACAGUGUUUAUUGCCAGCAAUUCGAUGAGAAUAAGAUCAUUACCGGUUCUCGGGACAAGACAAUUCGAAUUUGGGACAUGCAUACCCUCCAAUGUCGUCUUAUAAUUGGGCCGCCGGAAGUUGUAAACGACUCAUCACUUCUGUUCGACCCAGCCGGUCACCCCACACAUUACGCGCUUUUCCCCAGCAAUGAGCGGAUAAGCCCAUCGGUUCCCGUCACAGUCUCAUUCCCGAUUCAUCACAGCGCCUCUAUUCUAUGUCUCCAAUAUGACGACGAGAUACUGGUUACAGGCUCUUCGGAUUCGACUUGCAUUGUUUACAACGUGCGCUCAGGAUACAGACCAGUUCGACGUCUCAAGUUUCAUACCGCCGCUGUUCUCGAUCUGGCAUUCGAUGAUAAAUACAUCGUGACGUGCUCUAAGGAUUGUACUAUAGCUGUUUGGGACCGAGCCACGUUCUCACUGAUUAAACAACUCAAUGGCCACACUGGACCCGUUAAUGCGGUACAACUGCGUGGGAACACUUUGGUAUCCUGCUCUGGAGAUUUCACCGUGAAGCUCUGGAAUAUCGACAGCGGUAAGGUAAUCCGCGAACUUACCGGCCACACUAAGGGUCUUGCCUGUAGCCAGUUCUCCGAGGACGGUCGCUUUGUUGCAUCUGCGGGGAGCGAUAAAGUUAUUCGUAUCUGGGACGCCAACACCGGUGAAUGCCUUCAAGAAAUACAGGCCCACCAGAGUCUUGUGCGCAGCUUGCAUAUUGACAGCAUUAGCGGACGUCUUAUCAGCGGUAGCUACGAUACCGAUAUCAAAGUUUUCGACAUGGAAACGGGCCAACAACAGUUAGACUUCCCAGGUUGGCAUGCUAGUUGGGUGCUCAGUGCAAAGUCCGAUUACAGGCGUAUCGUCAGCACUGGGCAGGACGCUAAGAUCCUGAUCAUGGAUUUCGGUGCUGAUGUACCGGACAUUAAGAUGCUCGAAAGCUCUCGCAGGCCUGAAGAAGCAUGUGAUAUUUGCGAGGCGGGUUUCAUAUAA